This is a messenger RNA of Sardina pilchardus (European sardine), 2105 nucleotides long. Its product is annotated as epoxide hydrolase 1-like. NCBI's taxonomy places the organism in Eukaryota, Metazoa, Chordata, Actinopteri, Clupeiformes, Clupeidae. Bases 1 to 1671 code for a protein of 556 amino acids. Gene Ontology annotation, molecular function: epoxide hydrolase activity. Gene Ontology annotation, biological process: epoxide metabolic process; arachidonate metabolic process. The record is from RefSeq and is a predicted model, not a curated record. The transcript has 10 exons.
AUGGACCUUCUUCAGCCGUCGGAGAAAGUGCAGACGCUGCUGGGCUUUUUUUGGCCAGGUAGUUGUUGGUGGACCAGGAUAGACAAGGAACUUGGUGGCCUUCACCUGUUCCUGUUUCCAGUAGUCAACGAGCACCUCUUUGGUCUUUUGGACGUUGAGAAAGAGAUUGUUGCCCAGCCGUAUAUCAUCAUGGACAUCCAGGAUGCAGUUGCAAAUGGAGGUGUUGAGACCCAGCAAGCCAAGCUGCCCAAUCAGCUUCAUCGGGAUGAUUGUGUUAACCCUCCUGUUGUGCGCACUCUGAGCCGCGUGGCUCAGGCUGCGGGGGUCACGCAGGAAGGUCAAAGGUUGGGCCGGAGAGAGGUCAGCACCGUUCCCGUGGGAGACGGCUGGUGGUUGUCGGGGAAGAGCGAGACGACGGCGACCGAGGAGGACACGCAGAUCCACCCCUUCACCGUGACGACCAGCGACGAGGAGAUACAGGACCUACACAGGCGUCUGGACCAGACCAGGCCGGUGGAGGGGCUGGAGGACGCCUGCUUCCAGGACGGCUUUAACCCCGCCUACCUGCAGAGGCUCGUCUCCUAUUGGAGGAACCAGUUUGACUGGAGGAAACAGGUGGCCGUGCUCAACCAAUACCCUCACUUCAAAACCAAGAUUGAAGGUCUGGACGUGCACUUCCUGCGCUGCACGCCUGCGUCGCCGGGCUCGGUGGGCUGCGUGGUGCGUCCGCUGCUGCUGGUGCACGGCUGGCCCGGAAGCUUCUACGAGUUCCACCGCCUCCUCCCGCUGCUGCUGGAGCCGCAGGACGGCCUCGCCUUCGAGGUCAUCUGCCCCUCCAUCCCCGGAUACGGCUACUCCCAGGCCCCGCAGGUCAAAGGCUUCAACACUCUGGCUGCAGCGCGUGUGUUCCUGAAGCUGAUGGAGAGGCUGGGUCAUUCUGAGUUCUACCUGCAGGGCGGCGACUGGGGGUCCAUCAUCACCACCAACAUGGCCCAGAUGAAGCCUGAAUGUGUGCGCGGGCUUCACCUGAACAUGUUCAACGUGACGUCGGGGGGCGUUGGCAUGGCGAUGUCUCUGCUGCUGGGCCCGUACGUGCCGUCUCUGGUGGGGCUGAGCGAGGAGGACACCCGGCGCCUCUUCCCCUACGUGGAGAAGAACCUGCACACCUUACUCAGGGAGACCGGCUACCUGCACAUACAGGCCACGCGGCCCGACACUGCAGGCCGAGCGCUGAACGACUCCCCCGUGGGUUUGGCUGCGUACAUCCUGGAGAAGUUCUCCUGCUGGACCGACUCGCAGAACAGGGAUAUGGAGGACGGUGGCCUGGAAAGGGAAAGGAAGUUCUCUCUGGACGACCUCCUGACCAACGUGAUGAUCUACUGGACCACGCGUUCCAUCACCUCCUCCAUGAGGUUCUACAAGGAGAACUUCAACGAGAACAUCCAGAAGAGAGUGGACUCCAAGGUGAGUGUGUCGGUUCCCACGGGUCUAGCCGCGUUCCCCCAGGAGCUGUUCCACACGCCGCGCUCCUGGGCCCGCAGGAAGUUCCGGAACAUUCUCUCCUACUCCUACAUGCCGAGCGGCGGCCAUUUCGCGGCGUUCGAGGAGCCGCAGCUCCUGGCCAACGACUUCAGGGAGUUUGUGAGGAAGGUGGAGAGUCUGCAGAAAUAAAAAAGAUGUGUGGAGGAAGGUGCAGAAAUUAAAUGAUGGUGGAGAGGUGUGUGUGUGUGUGUGUGUGUGUGUGUGUAGGGGGUUUAUUCCGGGUGUGUGGCUUUUGGUGACAAACCUGGGUAAGUUAACUCAUUAGCAGCCAUAAGGGAUGAAAUCACACCCUUCUUGGACGACAAGGUGCCACACAGAUACUGUAGACUGCACACACAUACACAAAAGAGUCCAGAUUUUCCCAGGUAUAUGCCACUGAACUACAUAGACAGAAACCUCCCACCUAUGAAGUCUAUGACUAUGAAGUGAUCUCACUACAUUCUUCAGGUAACCUCGGGUGAAACCUAAAACCUUCACUCAUUUCUAAAAGGACAUAUCUAUGGUGUCGAACGUGUUGUGCUCUUAAAGGGUGGUUCCUCCUGAAGUUACCUGGACACCCCUGU